AUGCGUACUUCAACCUCCCUCGCCGUAGCUCUCGCUACCCUCGGCGCCAGCGCCGACUCCAGCAGUACCACCCUCGGCCUCUUCUCCCCUCAAUGGACAGACGUCGCGAUCCCCAACCUAGGUGAUGGUGGAUCAGGCCUUGGUCACGACACUGUUAGCUUCUCGGCGAAGUACGUUGCUUCGACUUCUGGCGACUCCACAAGCUACGAUUACACUGUUACGGAAUCCUAUGAACGCUCCCUGCACUCUUUCACUGGCUCUGCUAGCUGUACUAUGAGUGCGGGCUAUACGGACUCGGGGGCUGGUGCUGAUGUCGACUACUCUACCUCUACCAAGGUCUCUUAUUCAACUGCCCCUACUGAGGAUUAUUACUACGCAUUGACUGUGACUGCGGGUCUGAAGUCGUUGACUGAGCCUGCGGCUACAGCUACCGGUGCGGCGGUUGCUGGUCCUGCUGGAGCUAUCGUUACUGCGGCUCCGGUUGUUAUGGCCGCGGUGGCUGCUUUGCUGUGA
Molecule: messenger RNA, 513 nt
Organism: Penicillium malachiteum
Lineage: Eukaryota; Fungi; Ascomycota; Eurotiomycetes; Eurotiales; Aspergillaceae
Exons: 2
Coding region: 1-513 (170 amino acids)
Source: RefSeq, a predicted model, not a curated record